Malurus melanocephalus (red-backed fairy wren) is the source of this 1330-nucleotide messenger RNA. RefSeq names its product small VCP interacting protein (gene SVIP). Lineage: Eukaryota; Metazoa; Chordata; Aves; Passeriformes; Maluridae. Gene Ontology annotation, cellular component: endoplasmic reticulum membrane. The transcript has 4 exons. The record is from RefSeq and is a predicted model, not a curated record. Gene Ontology annotation, biological process: positive regulation of autophagy; negative regulation of VCP-NPL4-UFD1 AAA ATPase complex assembly; negative regulation of retrograde protein transport, ER to cytosol. Bases 81 to 323 code for a protein of 80 amino acids.
UGUGGCUGAGGCUGUGGCUGUGGCUGUCACCGUCACCGUCACCGCCUCCUGCGCGGGGCCUGAGGGCGGUCGGACCCGCCAUGGGGCAGUGCCUGCCCUGCAUGGGGGGCGCCGUCAAGGACGUGGUGGAGACGCCCGAUCCGGAAGURAAAAGAAGACAACUAGCAGAAGCUGCUGAAAAGAGGCAGAUGGAGGCUUCCUCUCGAGGUAUUAAGAAUGUAUACUCUGUMGAGCAGAAGAAAAAGAAACAGGAAGAAAUGGAAAAAAGGAUGGCAGCUGAACGUCCUGGAGGAGAAGGAGGACUGAGAUGGCAGGUUGGAUAACACGUGACUUUUGGAGAGAAGAUGGUUGAUGUUUACUGCCAAAAACUUGCCAGUUUGUGCAGCAGAGUGGCACUUACUCAUCCUGUGGCUUUGCUGUUUACAUCUGAAGACUCAGCAGUACUUUGCCAUUGUGGGACAACAGAGGUGGAAACAUUCAUAAGAAACUUAAGAAUUAACUCUGAACACUAAGGUUUUGCCAAUUUUGUUUGUUUGUUUUCCAUGCAUGUUUUAUUGCUUCCCUGUCAAGAYUUCCUGUCAGCUGGAAGUGGCCUCCUUACCUGUAGUCAGUCAGUAUGUCUGUCCUGUCUGGUCAGUUGAUGUCUGUCUGUCUGUGUAAGACUGGCCUAAGCAAGCUCAGGUGCCCACAUGUUGGUUUUGAUGCUUAUUUCAAGCUCUACAAUUAAACUUUUCUCUAAGUCCUCAUGUAGAUAGUUGUUCAUAAAUAUAUAUAUUUGAAUAUGCAGGUGAUAGCAUUUCUCUUCUGUUUCCUAAUGACUUUUGAACUGCUUAGGAAUUUAGUGCCUUUUUCAAAAGAAGAAAAGUCGAUUCAUGGUGGGUCCUUACAAAAUAGAAUCAUUUUGUGACUAGCCAAAAAAUAAAUAAAUAGAAGCCUUUAUAAAUCCUGUAUUCUUAGAUCAAGAAUGGUGUUUUAUUAUGUGUCUAAUAAUUGUUCUUAUUUUCUCAUGUGGAUUUCUUUUGGGUCUGUAAGUAUUUAUAAUGAACACUGAAAGUUAAACAUGAAAUUAAAAAUCCUGUUAUUAGUUGUCCUCCUUUAUUACCACGAGAGGGCAAUGCUGCCAUUCUCAGGAUUUUGAAAAACAGGAAAAAGUUACUACGUUAAAAGUUUCUGUAUUAUCUGUUUAGGUGGACUACCUGCUGUGCAGAAACAUUUCUUUUCCCCAGAGGGCAUUAUGCCCAUUUAUGCAUGGGCUGUGUACCACACUGUGGUCCCAUUUCUGACCUGGUCAAGACUAUGAAGGCCUUUUUAUUUUUUCACCCCUUGACCU